This is a messenger RNA of Lampris incognitus (smalleye Pacific opah), 4498 nucleotides long. RefSeq names its product nuclear transcription factor, X-box binding 1 (gene nfx1). NCBI's taxonomy places the organism in Eukaryota, Metazoa, Chordata, Actinopteri, Lampriformes, Lampridae. Gene Ontology annotation, molecular function: zinc ion binding; DNA-binding transcription factor activity, RNA polymerase II-specific; RNA polymerase II transcription regulatory region sequence-specific DNA binding. Gene Ontology annotation, cellular component: nucleus. The transcript is spliced from 23 exons. The record is from RefSeq and is a predicted model, not a curated record. Bases 175 to 3507 code for a protein of 1110 amino acids. Gene Ontology annotation, biological process: negative regulation of transcription by RNA polymerase II.
UAGGAGGAGGUUUGAGGUGCUCAUCGUUGGACUUUAAAGACAUAUAUUAGAAGUUAUAUAUAGUUAACAAAAAAAAAAGAUUUUUGUACAGACCAAGUGGUUUAUUAUCUUUUCUUGUCACCCUCGAACUUCGAGUCGAGAAGAGCGUGAGCCAGAUUAGCUGUGAGUGGCUAAAUGGCCGAGGGCUCCUCAGACCCACCGGAGCUCAAUCCAGAUGGUGUGUCACGGCAGAGGCGCAACCAGCAUAGAUCCAGGAGGGGUCAGUACAGAGGUGGCAACAGUUAUAACCCUCCCCACCAAUAUGGACAAGGGGUUAAACCCCAUUUUGUCUAUGACAAUUCAAGUUAUCCAAUGCCUUGCCAUCCUCCCUAUCAACAAGAUGAUGGUUUAACAGGGCGAGGAAGAGGAGGAGGUGGUUGGGGGGGAAGGCGCGGGUCCAAUUGGGGAGGCAGGCGAGGUUUAAAUGAAGGUGCUGGUGGAUUCGGUAUGUGGCGGCAAAGACCUGUAGAUCAUGGCCCAUACAGUGGCAAUAGCAAAGGUGUCAAUGCCUACAGUUCUGGAGCACCUUUCAUGGAUGGGCCUGAUGGCAGUGAGUUUAGCUGGCGUAGAGAGGCUGCAAACACAGAUCUUGGGCAUGCCAAUGAAGAUCCGAACACCAGGCCAAAAAAACCCAGGAAGUUCAACCAGGAGCCAAGAAAAUUAGAACAAGAUGAAAGGGCCAGGAAAGGGACCUACCCACGAAACAAACAGGAGAACCAGGAGAACAGGGCAGCAGCAGAAGGCUGGCGUACUGUGGAUGUCAGAGAAGAAAACCAAUUUUUACAAACUAGGGAACAACAUCGGGGAAGCAGAAGAGAUGAAGACUACAACUCCCAGCAUGUUGACCCUCAAAAGAAACACACUGAGCAAAAGCGACACCGGGGGCCAAUUAAGCCGCCUAGGCAAACACCUCAAGAAGACAGAGGUCCAGAGAACAGAUCCCACAUCCAAGAUGGCCACAGCAAAUUGCCCGAGAACCCUGUUAAGGAAGAGCGCCCGCGGAGGGCUAGGAAAGUUCUUGGAAGCCCAAUACCCCUACAAGAUAGAGGACAGAGGAGAGCCCACCACCAGGACCGCAGACCUGACCACAACAAGUGGGAAAACAUGCCAAGGAGCAAAGAGACACAGACGGGGUGUUUGAUUGAGCAGCUGUCUGAGGAGAAGUAUGAGUGCAUGGUGUGUUGCGACAUCAUCCGGCUCAUGGCUCCGGUGUGGAACUGCCAGAGUUGCUUCCAUGUCUUCCAUCUGAACUGCAUCAAAAAGUGGGCCAGGUCCCCAGCCUCUCAGGCAGACGAUGCCACUGAAGGGUGGCGCUGUCCAGCCUGCCAAAAUGUUGUAGUUAAACAACCAACAACCUAUACCUGCUUCUGUGGUAAAGUGACCAAUCCGGAAUGGCAGCGUAGUGAGAUCCCCCACAGCUGUGCUGACAUGUGUGGGAAGAAGAGGACUGGAGUGGAUUGCAACCACCGUUGUAACAUCUUGUGUCACCCUGGGCCAUGUCCACAGUGCCCUGCAUUUGUGACAAAAGCCUGCGUCUGUGGUAAAACCAGUCAACCAAUGCGUUGUGGCCAGGUGGCAGUCCUUCAGUGUGACAAUGUAUGUAGUGCCACACUCAACUGUGCUGAACACACCUGUGCCCAAGUAUGCCACAGUGGAGCAUGCCAGCCCUGCCAGCUACAAGUUCAGCAAGUUUGCUACUGUGGGGUUACCUCUCGUGAGGUACUGUGUGGAACAGAUAAAGAGGGAUUUGAUGGCCAGGGACAUUUCUCCUGUCAAAAAGAAUGUGGGAAGAUGCUGAACUGUGAAGCCCACCAGUGCCAGCAGGUGUGCCAUCAUGGGCCAUGCCAGCCUUGCCCUCGCUCCCCGAGCCUGGUGAAGACCUGUCCCUGUGGGCAGACAGCCCUGGAUAAGCUCGUGGAACUAGGAUACUUGGAACGUAAAGGCUGUUCUGACCCCAUUCCUUCUUGUGGAAAGACAUGUAACAAACCCCUGGCUUGUGGCUCCAAUGACACGGUUCAUAUAUGUGAGAAGCUGUGCCAUGAGGGAAGUUGUGGGCCCUGUUCCCUUACUUCCACAAUUAGAUGUAGAUGUGGUUUCAAGACUAAGGAGGUUCCAUGUGCAACCAUCCAAAACGAAGCUGAACUCGUAUUCACCUGCGAGAGGCGCUGCAACAAGAAACGCUCCUGUGGCCGACAUAAGUGUGCCGAGCUGUGUUGUGUGAGUGUUGAGCACAAAUGCCCCCUAAUCUGUGGCUACAAACUCAACUGUGGGCUUCACCGUUGCCAGGAGCCAUGUCACCGCGGAAACUGUGAACCCUGCUGGCAAUCCAGUUUUGAUGAACUGACCUGCCACUGCGGACAAACUGUACUGUAUCCACCAAUAGCCUGUGGCACCAAACCCCCAGAGUGUAAGAACCUGUGUACUAGAAGACAUGAGUGUGACCACCAAGUGUUUCACAACUGCCACAGUGAAGAGAAGUGUCCACCUUGUACAUACCUCACUCAAAAAUGGUGCAUGGGGAAGCACGAGCAACGCAGUAACAUCCCCUGCCACCUGCAAGACAUCUCUUGUGGACUUGUGUGCAACAAGGUGCUGCCCUGCGACAUGCACCGCUGCAAGCGCAUCUGCCACCGGGGGGAGUGCUUGGCAGGAGGCAGCUGCCACCAGCUUUGCACGCUGCCCCGCCCGGACUGUGGCCACCCCUGCUCUUCCACCUGCCAUAAAGGCAGUAGCUGCCCACGCACCACCUGUACUGCCAAGGUGGCGCUAGAGUGUGAUUGUGGUCGGAGAAAGGAACUUGUGAUGUGCACAGAUGCAGCCAGUACUUAUCAAAGGUAUGCGGCCAUUGCCAUGGCCAGUAAACUGUCUGACAUGCAGCUCGGUGACUCUGUGGACAUCGGCCAGUUCAUCACCAAGAAGGAACUGAAACAGACAAGACUGGAGUGUGACCAGGAGUGUGCUACACUGGAGAGGAACAGACGCUUGGCCGAGGCCCUGCAGAUAGACUCCACCGUGGACCCCUUCAACAUUCGCUCCCCCUCUGUAUACAGCGACAGCCUCAGAGAAGAAGCCAGGAAAGACCUGAAGUUUGUUAGUGAAGUGGAAGAAGAGAUUAGGAAUCUUGUUGAACUUGCCAGUAAGGGGAAACAGCCAAAGAGGAGCCACUGUUUCCCACCAAUGAACAGAGAGCACCGGAAAAUUGUUCAUGAGCUGGCCGAGGUUUAUGCCGUUGACAGUGCAAGCUACGACAACGAGCCGAAACGCAACGUGGUCAUCACAGCCCACAGGGGGAAAUCUGUCUGUCCAGGCUCCACGCUGACAUCGUUGAUAGAGAGGGAGACAACUGCGAGGGCUCCUCCCCCCAUCGCUCAUAUCAAACAACAUAGCAGCAAGCCUGACAGUGGAAGCAGCUGGGCCAAGAUGGUUAAAGAAGAGCCGGUGGUCGAUUAUUUUGACGUCCAGGAUUAAUACCAGCCAAAAAGAUGAAACCUCAUGAUCUCUAUCAAAAAAAGUUAACUUCUGCUAAAUAUUUUUAAAAAAUGACUCGAGUCAGACUGAACAUUGCCAAAAUACUUUGCCUUUUGAUCCCAGGAUUUCUUUUUUUUUUUUGUGCAACUUCAGACUCUGAUGCGAAUGUCCUGUUUCGGGUUCAAUGUGCAAGUGCUGUUUUAGUCUCCUGUGACGAGCAUUCAUUCCCUCAGAGAAACCCAUCAGUGAAAGAUUGGAGCUCUGCGGGUGGAAUUUGUUCAGUUUGACCUUGCUAAAAGCAGAAUACAACCUUCACUCUGAGAAAUUUUGAAAGUUGUUUUAGAGGCCAAAAGUCAAAAGGAGAUUUUGAAUUAGUGAAUUGUAGUAUGUUCCUCUUUCAGGUCACAAUGGGUCGAGGCCACUAGUCAACCCCAGCUAAUGGAGUUUGUGGGUAGAGAGAGUAGGAUGUCACAAGACCCUGUAGUAAUGCUCUGCAGAAAGCUAUUUGUCUCUAUAUGACUCACAGGCCAUCAUCUUUCCCUCAAUGCCAACAUCAUUCCUUUAACAUUGCUGCUGAAAGGGAAAACUCAGCAUGAUGCAACAGCCAACCAGGAGUACUAUUUCCACAGCAGCCUUAAUGAUGGGCAUACAUACUCUGGGACUCAAGAAAUGUAGCUACUGCUUUGACAGACAUCUUUACUCAUGCACUGACUCGUAAUUUGACUCAUAAUUUGCAGGGUAUGCUCAGAAUGGGUUAUCAUUAAGUGUGUAGAUAUGUGUUAUACUGGAAUAUGAUCUGUUUUCUGAUUCAGGAGCAGAGCAAAUACAGGCAUACAUGAUCUGAGCAAAUACAAGCAUACAUGAUCGGGCCAUGACCCUUCCCAGUUUCCUGUUUAACAUUUCAUGAAACCCUUACUAUGGAAGAAAAGAUUUCAGCCUCAUGCGGUUUUGAGAGUCAUGGUUUGCUAUGGAAGGAAAUAAAAUGAAAUUC